Messenger RNA from Oppiella nova, 1080 nucleotides. Lineage: Eukaryota; Metazoa; Arthropoda; Arachnida; Sarcoptiformes; Oppiidae. The record is from the annotation of a GenBank genome assembly.
AUGGGUGCGAACGCGUCUCAGUUGGAGAAGGAGAUGGGAUCGAGUGAAUGGGCAGUAAACGAGCAUUACUUCGGUUUAGUGAACUUCGGGAACACCUGUUACUGCAACUCUGUCCUCCAGGCCCUCUACUUCUGCAGACCAUUCAGAGACAAAGUCCUCGAAUACAAGGCCCGCAACAAGAGGCAGACCCGCGAGACUCUACUCACAUGUCUGGCCGAUCUGUUCCACAAUAUCGCCACUCAGAAGAAGAAGACGGGAACCGUUGCGCCCAAGAAGUUCAUCGGACGCCUGCGUAAGGAGAACGAGGUGUUUGACAAUUACAUGCAACAGGACGCCCACGAGUUCCUCAACUAUCUGCUCAACACCAUCGCAGACCUCCUGCAGGCGCCCGACGCCUCCACCGCCAACACCAACGCCCACAACCCUAACCCCAACCCUCACGCCAACCCCAACCCCAACCCCAAUGCGAACCAGUGUUGGGUUCGCGACAUAUUUCAGGGAACGCUGACCAAUGAGACGCGUUGUCUGAACUGCGAGUCGCUGUCGUCCAAAGACGAGGACUUUCUGGACCUGAGUGUAGAUGUGGACCAAAACACUUCAAUCACACACUGUCUGCGAGUGUUCAGUAAUACCGAGACAUUGAGUUCAGAGCAUAAGUACUACUGCGAGAACUGCUGCUCCAAACAGGAGGCACAGAAGCGGAUGCGGAUUAAAAAGCUUCCCAUGAUUUUAGCCCUUCAUCUCAAACGAUUCAAAUACACCGAAUCCCAGAACAGACACACAAAGCUCUCCUAUAGAGUGGUGUUUCCAUUGGAGUUACGGCUCUUCAACAAGACAUCAAACGUCGAAUCAGAUGACAAACUCUAUGAUCUCGUGGCGGUUGUCAUACAUUGCGGCAGUGGACCCAAUCGCGGCCAUUAUAUAAGUAUUGUUAAGUCUUUCGGCUUUUGGCUGCUCUUCGACGACGAUUUGGUGGACAAAAUCGACGCCUCAGCCAUCGAAGACUUCUAUGGACUGCCCAGUGAUACACAAAAGACAAGUGAAUCCGGAUAUAUACUCUUCUAUCAAAGCAGGGAUUGA